Molecule: messenger RNA, 1155 nt
Organism: Hibiscus syriacus
Lineage: Eukaryota; Viridiplantae; Streptophyta; Magnoliopsida; Malvales; Malvaceae
Product: probable WRKY transcription factor 15
Exons: 3
Coding region: 58-1011 (317 amino acids)
Biological process (GO): regulation of DNA-templated transcription
Molecular function (GO): DNA-binding transcription factor activity; sequence-specific DNA binding
Source: RefSeq, a predicted model, not a curated record
GCACUUCUAUCUUCAUUUUCUUUUCACUUUUUUCCUUUGAAUGGUUUUGUUGCAGACAUGGCUACUGAGUUGAUUACGAGUUACAGAAACAACAACGGUUUCACAUCGAAAGUGGAAGAAACCGCUGUUCAAGAAGCUGCUUCUGGGCUUCAAAGUGUCGAGAAACUCAUUAGAUUACUCUCUGAGACUUGUAAUAAUCAAUCUUCUUCAAUCUCAACGAGAUCCUCCACGGAUUUAGAAAUGGACUGCAAAGUUGCAGCCGACGUUGCUGUUCCCAAGUUCAAGAAAUUUAUCUCUCUUCUGGGUCGAACCAGGACCGGCCACGCCCGUUUUAGAAGAGCCCCGAUCCCGUCCCCUGCUUCAAAUCAAGAUCAGGAAACAAAUGUUUAUUACCCAACGCCGAUCAAGCAGAUUCCACUGUCGGUCACUGCUUACCAUCAUCAUCACCAGAGUGGGGGUUUAGAGAGGAAAGAUUCAUCAAAAAUCAUCAAUUUUUCAUAUUCUUCAGCUGGGAAUUCGUUUAUGUCAUCACUGACGGGAGAUACUGAUAGCAAGCAACCAUCUUCUUCAUCUGCGUUUCAAAUCACUAAUCUUUCUCAAAUCUCCUCUGCUGGGAAGCCUCCUUUGUCUUCUGCUUCUUUGAAGAGGAAGUGUUGCUCUGAGAACUUGGGUUCCGGCACUAAAUGCAACGGCUCUUCUGGUCGCUGCCAUUGCUCUAAGAAAAGAAAGCAGAGAUCGAAAAGGGUUGUAAGGGUUCCGGCGAUAAGCCUAAAGCUGGUCGAUAUCCCACCGGAUGAUUACUCAUGGAGGAAAUAUGGUCAAAAACCAAUCAAGGGUUCUCCACAUCCCAGGGGUUACUACAAGUGCAGUAGUGUAAAAGGAUGUCCGGCUCGGAAGCAUGUGGAAAGAGCUUUAGAUGAUCCAUCGAUGCUUAUUGUUACCUAUGAAGGCGACCAUAAUCAUUCUCCCUCUGUUGCAGAAACUAGCAACCUCAUCCUAGAAUCUUCAUAGAUCAACUUUCACCUUUGAUUUCUCAAACAUUUCCCUGUAAUAUAUAUGCCUAAGCUUUCUCUAAUUCAAAGGAAGAAGAAAUGGUAGAUUUUGCAAUUAUUAUCAAAGAAAGAAAGUGGGAUUCAAUUCCAUUUAACAUUUUAA